This is a messenger RNA of Onthophagus taurus, 1628 nucleotides long. Its product is annotated as putative inorganic phosphate cotransporter. Gene Ontology annotation, biological process: monoatomic anion transport; transmembrane transport. Gene Ontology annotation, molecular function: transmembrane transporter activity. The record is from RefSeq and is a predicted model, not a curated record. Gene Ontology annotation, cellular component: membrane. NCBI's taxonomy places the organism in Eukaryota, Metazoa, Arthropoda, Insecta, Coleoptera, Scarabaeidae.
CCUAGGUAUUCGUCACGUACAAAUUUUAAUGGUAUUCCUGCUAACUUUUAUAUCGUUCGGUAUGAAAGUAAAUCUUUCGAUUGGGAUCGUUGCAAUAACGGAUGACAAAGUGAAUCCGGGAAUUCCGACAUUCCACUGGAAUACAGAAGAGAAAGGUUUAUUACUAUCAGCGAUUUUCGUAGGCUAUGUUCUGCCACAAAUUUUCGCAGGGAUUUUAGCAAAAAGAUACGGUUCCAAGUGGAUACUUACAUUUUCGAUGGGAUUCUGUGCUUUAUUUACUUGCGCUAUCCCGAAAUCUGCUGAAUUUGGUGUUUGGGCGUGCAUUUUGUGUCGAUUUUUACAAGGUUUUUGUCAAGGAUUCUUUUUUCCAUGUGUGCAUAAUUUGAUAAGUUUAUGGAUACCUUGCAAUGAACGAUCUACAAUGGGUUCUUUUAUUUAUUCCGGUUGUACCCUUGGAAUUGUAAUUGGCAUGUUAUUAACAGGCGAAUUAUCUGCGUCUAUUUACGGUUGGCCAAGCGCAUUUUACAUUUACGCAUUAUUUGGAUUUAUCUGGAUGUUUGUUUGGGCGUUUUUCGGCGAGAGUUCACCUAAAAACCAUAAGAAUAUAUCCAUCGAAGAAAAACUGUACAUCAUAAACAGUUACGGCUAUUCUUGUACCGAUAAAUCAAAGAAAAUCUUAACGCCUUGGAAGGAAAUUUUUAUUUCGCGUCCUUUUUGGGGCCUUUUAAUUGUUCAUUGCGGACAAAUGUGGAGUUAUUUUACAUUAAUGAACGAACUUCCAACAUAUAUGAAUACAAUUUUGAAAUUUGAUAUUAAAGAAAACGGGGUUGUUAUAGCUUUAGCUUAUUUUGUUGCUUGGAUAGCUUCUUUUCCGUUUGCUAUCGGUACGGAUUUUAUUAUAAAUAGGAAAAUGUUGAGUAUUGGAAAUGCAAGAAAAAUUGCGACAUCGAUUGGUUUAUUCGGGCCAGCUAUAAUUUUUUUAAUCAUAUCUGGAGUUGAUGACUUAACUACUAUAAAGGUUGUUGUUUUAAUAAUGAUCGGUUUAAGCAUGAAUUCAGCUACACUUUCGGGGUUUCAAUUAAACCAUAUCGAUAUAUCUCAAAAUCACGCUGGCACUUUAAUGGGAAUCACAAAUAGUUGCGCUAAUUUAUGUGGAAUUAUCACGCCGAUAAUUGUUGAUAUAAUCGUAGUUGAUGAGUACGAUUCGACUCAGUGGGAUGAAAUUUUUUUACUCUCAGCUGGAAUUUACUUAAUAUCUGGCAUGUUUUACAUAGCUUUUGGAUCUGGAGAAAUUCAAGAAUGGGAUAAAAUCUAGUGAUAUAAGGAAAUGUUAUACAAGUUAUUUUCGUUAUAAGUCCGGUAGGUGACUUGUAACAGUACGAGUUAUUAUUUGAGUAUACAUACUAUUUAACGGGUACUAUUACAAGACCUAGCGGACAUGUAUCGUAUAACAUUUUAUUUUAUACUGUCGAGUCCGGUUAAACAGCAAUUACGAUAAUAUAACAUUUACUUAUUUCAAAAUUUAAAAAUGACAUUAUAGUUUGACACUUACCGGACUUUGAUGAUGUAAACAUCAAUAUACAAGAAACUGUCAUUUUUAAUUUUUAUUAUAAAAUAUAAUAAAAUAA